Molecule: messenger RNA, 4210 nt
Organism: Diatraea saccharalis (sugarcane borer)
Lineage: Eukaryota; Metazoa; Arthropoda; Insecta; Lepidoptera; Crambidae
Source: the annotation of a GenBank genome assembly
AUGUAUGGGAUAAUGAGUGAGUUUUUAAAGAAAGUAGUUUGUUCGUACUACUUUCGUUCGUACUACGUUCGUAGCUCGUUUUAGUAUAAGGUCUUUGUAUUAUUCAUUAGCAACUUUUUUAAAUGAAAAAAAAAUCGCUCUCUCUAAUCGAUUCAAUUAAUUAAAUGACAGUCACAUCACUAUACAAAAAAUGAGAAAAAAAAUAAAUGAUCCCCGUCUCGACUUCGCUUCACUUGUGUUUUUUUCUAAUUUUACUGUCAUUAGAACGAUAAUUUGAUGCAUAUUUUGUAUGCAACAGUUACUUUGAGUACACAUCGUGCAUUAUUAUGUUUCAAUUCCUCGCAGGGAGUGCUCUGAGUGCUUCUAAUAACUAAAAUCAAUAACAAUCAGUGACCAACAAAGUUACCAAGAUGAAUUAUGAAGCGGAAAGAGCUAUGAACCAGAAACGGCUGCGUAUGGAGGGUGAGCCGGGUCAUGGAGUCGUCCAAGGGAAUGGAUUGCCGUUAAAUUAUAUCGAUAAUGGUCACCAGAUACCGUACCAGCCGUAUGCUGGUGCAUACAAUACACAUUAUCCACCUCCUGACGCAUUUGCGGCGUAUGGGCCUCCACCUCCUGGAGGUUAUGCUCCACAGAACUUGUCAUAUGCACCCCCGGCACAUCAAAACUAUCCCCAUCACCAAAGCUUCCCUCCACAGCAACCACCACAAGCCCAGUUGCAUAUGCAAUCGCACAUGGGUAAGUUAUUUCAAGGAUAUGGAGAUGUGGGAGUUCAUAAACCGGCAUGGCCACCUCAACCACACCUGCUGCCUCCAAUUGACACACAAAAACCACUGGAUGUAAAACAAUUAAAACCAGAAAUUAAAUUAGAACCAACAGACUCACAAAAACGACCACAUCCAGAAAAUGAGAUGAUGGGAGGUGAUUUGGAUCAGCCUAAAAUUAAAAUCAAGACAGAUAUAUUUAAACCUGACGAUUUAGCUCCUAGACCUGUUGUCGAAAAACCUCUUGCUCAGGGCCUGCCUAAAGUCCCAUCUAAACUUGGAGUCCCUGAAGCGAACCAUGUUGUAGAAGUAAAGCGAAUUCCACUAGAAAAGAUUCGUGCCAUCAUUGAUGACUGGCCAAAUCAUCUAAGAGCCUCAUAUUGGAAUCCAGUGAUAAAAAACUUUUCGUGGUUGUCGGACUACCAUAAUACGGCUGCCAUACAGAAUAGGGAUUCUGUUAGUGUCGUGUGUGACGGUAUCUGGGGAAAGUCGGUUGAAGUGGAUACCUCUUUAGAAGAGAAGACGGAGCAUUGCAGUAACAAUGUUGCUCAGAAACCUCUGGAGCCGCAUAAACCUCCAGAACUUCAAAACAGAGAUGAUUUACAAGUGAGCGGAGAGAACAAACCCAGUGACAAGUCUGCAGAAUCGUGUAAGGUUGACGGCGUGAAUGAAGGUGUCGUUGAUAAUCAACGUCCUGCAGAGGCGUGCGCGGUCCUGGAUAAAUCAGAAGAGGAGAGGAAACCAUUCAGCAGUCCUGAGGUGAAUAAAUCAGUCGCUACGCCGGGUAAAACUCCUACGUCCAGUCUGGAGCCCAAAAAGCGGGGGCGGCCUAAAGGAUCGACCAACAAGCCGAAGCCCCCGGGCACACCCACCGGCGCCCCGCGCGCCCCCGGGCCGCGCCCCGCCGCGCCGCGCCCCGCGCCCCCCGCGCCCCGCCCCCGCCACGCGCCCUACCAGUACGCGGUGCGACCGUUCCGGAAGGAUUUCUCCGGGAUACAGUUCCGCAGGCGGUGGAGCGACGAGUGCCUGGACUCGUCGCACAUCCCCAACGAGGUGUACUUCGGCGACGUGCCCGUCUCCACGGAGGUGCUGUUCAACUACUACGACGCCAACGCGGAGCGCGAGCGGCUCGCCACGCAGGCCGCGCAGAUCGCCGCACAGAAGGCCGCCGCCGCCAAACUGGCCGCAGCCAAGCUCCAAGCUAGAGGCAUCAUAUCCAACGAGGUUACGACAGUGGACUCGUCGUCGUCAGAAGAGUCAUCGGGAUCGUCUGGUAGUGAUUCAGAAGAAAGUGACGAUGAGACGCCGCUGAAGCGCGGCCCCGGGCGGCCCAAGGGCUCGAAGAACUCGACGAGCCCGAAGCGGCCCCCCGCGGGCACGCCCGGCCGCCGCGGCCGCCCGCCCGUGCCGCCCGAGCUGCGCCAGCCCGGCAUCACCGACAUGAAGAAGUUCUGCAAGGCGGCCGGCAUACGGUUCGACUACAAGAAACUUGUCGAAGGAUGUACGAAGAAUAAGGAACGCGUUCAGAAGAUGAUGGAUUUAUUAACGGCAGCGGGACUAGAAGGCAAGCCCACGUUGGAGAAAUGUAAAGCGCUCAAGCAGGCGAAGAUGGACAAGAAAGAGCAGGAGAAGCAAGCGAAGAAGGAGGCGAAAGCCAAGCACAAAGACAAGGAAGGCGAGGACGAGGAGGGCGCGGAGGGCCCCCCGUCGUCGCGGCGCAUGACGCGCGGCGCGACGGGCGUGAAGCCGCGGCAGCGCAUCGUGAUCUCCUCCGACGAGGAGGACGACACGCCCGCCGCGCGCCGCACGCUCUCCAAGCUGCGCUCCAGCGUCAACUCCGACUCGGACUCCGACUAGUAAUCCUUCACUUCUCUGCUCUUGUUAAAGCAGUAUCAGCGUAGUGCUAUACUCGUUAGACAGUGAACGGACAUAACCGGACCUCUAGAAAGUGCUUCGACGGAGGUGCAACGGUUCAAUGAAGGUAGACUGUCGCUCUUUCCUACUAAUAUUAGGUUUUGCUACGUCUAAAUUCCGAGCGAAUAAAUAAAACAAGUGUACGUGUCAAGAUUUGUGUAAUUAUGUGAAUGCGAGUCGCUUGGUCAAGUCAAUAGGUUAGUCCAAGAUGGAUAUUGGAAGUAGCGAAAAUUAGAAUUAUAUGCGUUUUUGUUAAUGACAACAUUUUAAUCGACUACACGAAAGGUAAAAAUUAGGUUUUUGAACGUCUCGGCUAAAUGAGAUCUUUUUUGAAGUCUGGCAGCACUGUCAUUAGUUAUUAAAAAAAAGUCUGUCAGCAACAGCCAGCGUCAAAACAUAGUGUUGUCUCGUAUUCUGGAAUUUCUCGGGAAUGCGAUGCAAAUGCUAUUUUUAAGUGAGACUGAUUGAUAAUAUGAAGUUGUUACAAAACCUUUUGAUGUAGUUAAUUAAAUAGAAUUAUUUAUAAUUUAUUAUUAUCUAUUAUGUUGUCUAAAAAAACUUUUUAAGUGUAUAAUCAAAUACCUAACUGCUAUCGAGAAUAAUUGACAAUAUAUGUCAUAAAUCGAGUAUUAGUAGUAUUUGUAAAUUAAAUACUAAAUUUUAUUGUUGAUAGAAUAAGAAUACAAAAUAAUACAAUUAUAAACAAUACAAUUACUCCUUGCUCUGGGAGUGGCUAAGUUAUUUAUCUUUGUCACUCCUGUAACUUCUAGAUUCGAUGGCUUAUAACAUCAAAAGUAUAUUUCUAUACCUGUUUCAUAAGAUUUAGAACGUUUAUUUGUCUAUUAUUGCAAAUUUAACAGAAAAUAUAAGGAAAAUAAGAAAAUGUCACUGCAUUCUUAUCAAAAAGUCAAAUAUUCUCGAGUGCAGCCAGGGAUUUAGUUGACUUGUUCCUAAAGUGACAUUUUACGCGUGAAAGAUACUCGCAUGUGACUGUUUUAAAGAAAGUCGUUGACGACAAUAGAUCGUGCUUCAAGUAAAUAUAGGUCCUUUAAAAAGUAUAAUAAUAAAUAAAAAAUGAAUAAUUGUAAGUGUCGAAUCGGCCAAUAAUGUAGGGAUAAAAUUUUUAUUGUGAAUUAAUAAGCAGUCCCCGGGUUAUAAAAAUAAUGUAAGUUAGAGAAAAAUGAUAUUUACAAUUCGUAAUUUUUAACAUUUUUUUAGUUAUGUCUUAUUCUAACUAGAUGGACAUAAUUUGUAGAUGCUAUCCGUGUGAAUUUUUGAAGUUAUGGUUUUGAUUGAUUAUCUAAAAUUUGUCAUUUGUACUAUUUGAAAUAUUAUAGUUUGCAUUUUUGAGGUUAUUUCAAUGGGUGCUACCGCUUGUGUAUUCUAUAGAGGAAUUAUAGAUAGAGAGGGGAUCAAGACCUCCAGCCAUCUCUCGGUUAGAAAGAGAAGAUCGUGCUGCUCUAAUUGUUUCACUCAUCUCGUGCAUGCGUAAUUACUAGAAAUACCAGAAAGAUUCAACGACAUGUCUAUGCACA